Daphnia magna is the source of this 2133-nucleotide messenger RNA. RefSeq lists its product as uncharacterized. Gene Ontology annotation, biological process: synapse organization. The coding region runs from base 406 to 1800 and encodes 464 amino acids. Lineage: Eukaryota; Metazoa; Arthropoda; Branchiopoda; Diplostraca; Daphniidae. The transcript has 10 exons. Gene Ontology annotation, cellular component: neuron projection membrane. The record is from RefSeq and is a predicted model, not a curated record.
CGCCAUGAAUUGUACGGUGGGGGGCUGCUCCUUUGACUCGUCUGCCAGUCUGCGUUUCCUGGCGUUCCGAGCACACAGGACAUUUUUACAAUAGUGUAACGUCAAUCAAACAAAGUGAUUCUCGAAAUUUCUGGUGCAACAUGCGAGCACGAAGGUAUUAUAUAAUACUCGUAGAAUGUGGAUAGCCGUGACAGGAAUGGGAAACAAGCCGAAGAAAUUUCUCCACACGUGCUCAAAUCGAGGGAAUGAGAUCUGCUGGUUGCAUCCAGGAAAUAGACCAGCUUCCUUACCACACUCGUUGUGACGAGAAACAAACCUAAUCUCUUUGUUUGUUUGAGUGGUAACCUCCUUUCGCCCGAUGCAAUUGCCACGCCGAUUCGAGUUUGACAACAACAGCAACAAAAUAUGACUUUGCACCUGGACAACUGCGAUGGCACAAUACACGGCAGCAGGUGCGGUGACAUUGGUGGGCGGCAUCAUUUGCAUCAGUCUAAGCGACCGUUGCCACCGCAUCCCAUUAUGUUCAUCGCGUUCCUACUCUUCGCCAUCGCAUCUGCACAGCCUCCGGCAGCCGGUUCUGCGAAACGGGAGGUGAUAGAAGACGGACAGUCUUUGCCGACGAAGAACGACGGAUGGCAGUUAUUGGCCAGCGGCGCGGAGACGGAGCGGAGCAGUCGAUUACCAUCUGACAUGGUUGAUAUGGUCGGUCCACUAACUGAGGGUCGACGGACUCGACAAAUGGCAUCAACAAGGAAAGGACAACAAUUGCGAAGACGAGGUCGUCAAACAGCGCCAGUCGUGUCAUCAAGUCGCAGCGACCAGGCCGAUAUUGGGACGAUAAUGCUGGAUGCCAAGUACCCUUUAGCGGGUUUUGACGACGAUCACUUUGACGAUAGCAGAGGCAUCGGUGCGUUAAGUGCGUUGGACGAGUCGGAAAUUGGCCGACGACUAGCAGCCGGAUCGUUGCAGGACGCGACGACAGCCAGUGCGCAUUUAGCGAAUAGAGAGGAAACAAGCGAAUCGGAAGCCGCCUUCUCCGGGGCACUGGAAACCAACGUGACAGCCAGUCUCGGGCAAACUGCAUUUCUACGAUGUCGACUCAAGAAUUCACAGCAUCAAGUGACUUGGAUUCGCAUCAGAGAUUGGCACAUUCUGACCUCAGGUGUGCUGACUUACACGGCCGACGCCCGCUUUCGUGUCAAGCACAGCGAAACCGAGGCCUCCGAAUGGACGUUGGAAAUCAAAUUUCUACAGAAACGAGACGAAGGCACCUACUAUUGUCAGAUACCGACGAGAACGGGCGCAGCAGUGCACGCCUUCCACUUGCACAUCGCCAGUCCUCAGGCCGUCAUCCUGGGGGGCCAAGUCUCUCACGUCGACAUCCUCACGCCUUCGCUGACGCUCGUCUGCAUCGUUGACAAUACUCCCGAUCCGCCUCAAGUGAUUUUCUGGUAUCACAAUGGCACUCUGCUGACGGACGGUAAAUAUCCGGAGGCGGGUGCAGCUGGAGGAGGUUCUGGAUUGAUCAGCUCUCACCUAACGUUGACACCUUCGAGGACCAUGUCUAUGCUGACGCUCCAUCACAUCCAGCACAUCCACUCGGGCAACUACACGUGCCGAGCUCCGAACGCCGAUCCCGACACGACCCAACUUUUCGUAACACAACGUCACGAACAGGCGGCAGUGCAUCGAUCGAGUUGUGCCAGACGGCUGUCGUCGACGUCAUGGAUGAUCGUGAUCGCCGCUCUCAUCGGUCAUGUCUUGAUGAUCCGGCGGAAAGAUCUCAAAGUAGUAGACUAGAUUUAGUUGUUUUUUCAAUCCUACCAUGAAAAGGUGUAAAAAAAAAAGAAAUACAAACCAAACAAAUCUUUGUCUGUGUACAUAUUCUGUGUGUCUCAUUACAGUGUAAUCAUUCCAACCGACCCAACUGUCUUUAAUUUUCCAUGUCUCUUUCAUAUUCCUUUUAAUUUACAAAUCUUUUCGUGUGUGUGUGUGUGUGUGUCUUAAUGAAAUGCUCCGUAUUGGGUUCUUUAUGUACGAGAAUACGUGCUGAACAUAUACAUAACAUGAUAUUUAUAUAUACAUAUAAACAAUGAUGGCGAUAAUAUAUCAUGCCCGCGACGGUUUCAACUA